UAUACUGCCUAUCCCCCCAGAUACUCUUGACAAGUUAAGUGUCGUACCUUCACACAAAUCAUCUCUAAGAUUUCCGAGUAUUUUUAUUGUUACCGUUUAAGCUAGAUAGCCCCUAUCAAAUCUCCAACCCUCUUCCCCUCUAGCUAAGCAAGCAUACAAAUGCACAGCGUCUUAACAGACAUGAUACCAACAACAAGCCCACCGAGCCUGCAAGAGUCAGCUCUUGAUGAUACGCCAACGAAUUUGAACAGGCCCCAAGAGCAAUGGAAUAAGAGAACAAGAUUCUUGCGACUUGUACGCCUAAUAUUAUCUAUGGUUUUUUUGUUUGUAAAAUCCGUCCUUGAUUAUGGAGGGUAUGCUUUUUCUUUUGGAGAUGUCCAAAUGAUUUUUAUGUGGUUCAGUGUCUGGGUUGGCAUCUUCUGGGACUUGAUCAGUCAGCUUUUUGCAUUUGGCCUGUCGCUCAGAACACCACUUGGGAUUGUUACGAUGCUGGAACUACUCCUCAUCACAAUACAUUUUUGCUCGUUCGGCAUCUGUAUAUUCAACGCCAUCGCACCUUUGAGAAGAGAUGUACAGUAUUAUUACAAGCCAAAUAUUGUGUACGUUUUACUUUGGAUACCGAUCUUACCUACCAAUGUGCUUUUGACUCGCCGCUAUAUCCUUGCUUAUUUGCCGCGAUGGCGUAUUGCACGAAACUUACCCAAGACCAAACCACGCAUUGUAUUCACCAAGGCUGGGACCCCUGUGGCGGUACACCCGAAAUACACUGAUGUUGAUGCGCUAGUUCCUGGGAGGCUCUCUGUUGAUUCAUUGAUACACAAUGUCGAGGAUGAAAAUGCGGGCAUGAGAUAACACUGGCUUGCAGUACUGGGUGGCUGUUUGGCACCCGGUAGGACGAUAUGGGUCAAUGUUGUUUGGGUUAAUAGGCUUGUUUCUUCCAUAGCUUGACGUACUUUGAUACUCACACAUACCUAGGUUAGUAUCUUACAUAGGUAGUUUCGGAUCUUUCCCCAAGAACCUCCUAAUAGAAAAGAGCUUCUACAACUAGCACCUUUCAAUCACAAUAGAAAGAA
This is a messenger RNA of Hypoxylon fragiforme, 1073 nucleotides long. RefSeq lists its product as uncharacterized. Lineage: Eukaryota; Fungi; Ascomycota; Sordariomycetes; Xylariales; Hypoxylaceae. The transcript has 3 exons. Bases 160 to 852 code for a protein of 230 amino acids. The record is from RefSeq and is a predicted model, not a curated record.